GCGGUAAAAGUAACCCUUUAAAUGAGUCCAUCGAGUUACUUGCAUCAGCGGCAUCUCCCAAUCCACCCGCUCCAGAGACUUCGAUUCCUCCCAGUUCUGCCUCGUUUAAUUUGAAGUGUGCUCGUUUUUUGCUUUCCGAUCUUCUGUGGUCAGAUCUCAAGUAGAGGUAUAUCAAUAAAAAAAAAAUCCCCACCACACUAUAUUAACUAACCGGAUGUAUGUUUGACGAUAUAAAUUUUAGAAUCGUGAAUUUAAAUAUUUCCGACGAAAUGAGUGAUUGAGAACCUACCUGAAAAUCAUGUCAGAGUAUCUACUGUUGCUGUUUUUCAGCACACUUGGGCUGGUCGCUCCUCAGCGUUCUUUGACGCGGGAUGGUUCCUAUUCGAAACAGUCUCCCGAGUUAACUGAAUCGACUCAACAGCAAACCGGGAAUGAAAUCCAGAGAAUCUUGGAAACUUUACGACUGUCACGAGAGCUUUCAGAGGAAGGCAGACAAGCGGAUGAUUGGAGACAAGAGUCGGGCUUAGACUAUCCUGCGGAAUCGUCGGGCAACUACGGAGGUGGGAUGUCAGCGGUGCCAUCGCUCUUCAAUCAAAGGCUCAUGAUGACACUCCGCUCAAUGCCCAAGGAUGAUUCCGCUCUGGGCACGGGGAAAAGAGGGAAAUAUAUGUCACUUUGUCACUUCAAAAUAUGCAACAUGGGCAGGAAACGAUGGAAGGCGUGGCCAUAAGAAACAGAGUCACCACUAAAAAUCAGUUUAGCUUAAUACCAUUCUUAGAGCAUAUCAACAUAAAUUCAAAAUUCUAUUUCAAUGGCAUUGGUUCUGAAUUUUUAACAUCGACAAAUACAUGUCAAUUUGUUUGAUUUCAUGUAGUUCAAAAUUGUAAAAUGAUAGGAAGUAAAUACAUUUAAUGAUACUGAAAACACGCAGUCUUCAAUUAAUUCACAUUGUAACCAUUACUAGUCCGUCUAAUAAUUCUCACUGUGAAUGCUUGAAAUCUGUUAAUUAUAAGUUUAUCAACUAUAAAGUGUGUAUGUACCUGUAUUACAAAGCCUCACUAGAGGCAAGAAGUGAUUACACUCAGGUUUUGUGAUGAUCUAUAUUUAGAAAAUGCCUCAUUCUGCUGAGGAGGAAGAGGUUUUUAGUCCACAUUGUGAGGAAACACUGAUAGAGAUUCUGCUUUGCUUUGAAUUACAGGUGCAGUACAAGAGAAAGGUCAAAAAAA
Molecule: messenger RNA, 1226 nt
Organism: Bemisia tabaci
Lineage: Eukaryota; Metazoa; Arthropoda; Insecta; Hemiptera; Aleyrodidae
Source: RefSeq, a predicted model, not a curated record